This is a messenger RNA of Hylaeus volcanicus, 1161 nucleotides long. It is a transcript of the gene CSN8, whose product is annotated as COP9 signalosome complex subunit 8. Gene Ontology annotation, biological process: COP9 signalosome assembly; protein deneddylation. Lineage: Eukaryota; Metazoa; Arthropoda; Insecta; Hymenoptera; Colletidae. Gene Ontology annotation, cellular component: COP9 signalosome. The transcript is spliced from 4 exons. The record is from RefSeq and is a predicted model, not a curated record. Bases 134 to 697 code for a protein of 187 amino acids.
AGAUGAUGUUUGUGUUGAAUCCUCAGCUGUUUAGAUUUCUCGCUUGACGUUCGUUAAUUUCAGUGUGGCGCGUAUUGUUAACACGAUUGUUACUAAGUCGUUUUUUUCGUCGAGAAAAUAACGAAUUCCCGUCAUGGUAUUGAACGAGGUGGAUAAAUUUCUUCAGGAGCUCGAGAGAGCUGAAUUGGAGGCCCUUGGUGAAGUUGCACCGACACAGACGUAUGCUCAAUUACUAGCCGUAUACCUUUAUCAAAAUGAUUUAUGCAACGCUAAGUACCUAUGGAAGCGGAUACCGGCGGAUCUGAAAGCCGGAAGUGCGGAACUAAGGCAAAUAUGGGUUGUGGGGCAGCGUAUGUGGCAACGGGACUGGCCUGCGGUUCAUGUUGCCCUCAACGCGGAAUGGAGCGAAGAUGUUUCCGAUAUCAUGGCUGCUUUGAAAGAUAACGUUCGAGAAAGAACAAUGGUCCUGAUAUCCAAGGCGUACUCGUCGUUGGGUUUAACGGUGUUCGCAUCGAUGAUGGGAUUGGCAUUGGAAGAAGCGCGUCAAAUGGCCACCGAAAGAGGCUGGACCGUCGACGGUACGAUGGUACAGCCGCGCAAGAUCGAGAAAGAGGAUCGUAACCUCGUAAACGAGGUCUGCCUUACCGAGGAUCAGCUAAACAAGCUCACGCAAUUCGUGUCCUUCUUGGAGAACUGAACGCGCAGCUCGCGGGUCCGUCAGUGACGAAGCACGCAUCGCGAAGAGCCGAUCGACAGUACUUUAAACAUAGUUUUACCUCGUAAUCGUAUUAUAUAAAGGAGGAAGUGUGCCUGAAAGGAAGCACCUGUGUCCCUACCCUAAGUAUACCUCCGGUCUGCCUACGCGUUCUGCCCGUUCGACUGGAAGAUUCAUUCGACGAAGCUCGCUGCAAGCGUGGAGUCAACAACUCGGUUAAUCAAUAAUCGAGUAAGCCGCGUAUGAAAAAAGAUGGGCUGGCAUUUUCUAGAAGAGACAUCGUCGCGAGGAAUAGUCCACGCAGAGAGAUACGGAUCCUGGAUGAAAGUACGUCCGAAUCAUCGGUGUUCAUUUUAGAGUUAAGCUGCCGAAGCGAACUAUUCUCUUGUACAAAAUAAUAAUUACGGACGCGAUCACUGCCGUCCCGAUACAGCUCUACAUGCAAA